Messenger RNA from Arabis nemorensis, 1539 nucleotides. NCBI's taxonomy places the organism in Eukaryota, Viridiplantae, Streptophyta, Magnoliopsida, Brassicales, Brassicaceae. The record is from the annotation of a GenBank genome assembly.
AUGAAACCACCAGCUUCCAGAUUUUCUUUUACUUUCUCACACUUUCUCGCACUCUAUUGUCUUCUCACACAAACCCAUGUAGCUCAAGGAUCUCAUCAAUGGCAGUCACCGAUCAAAACCGUCGUCGUUUUGGUAAUGGAGAAUCGAUCUUUCGACCACCUCUUGGGCUGGAUGAAGAAAUCGGUUAACCCGUCUAUAAACGGUGUAACCGGUCAAGAAUGUAACCCGGUUCCGAAUUCUACACAAACCAUUUGCUUCACUAACGAUGCAGAGUUUGUGGAUCCGGAUCCGGGUCAUUCGUUCGAAGCUGUGGAGCAACAGGUAUUUGGGUCGGGUCAAAUCCCGUCGAUGAUGGGUUUCGUUGAGCAAGCGCUUUCUAUGCCGGGAAAUUUGUCGGAGACUGUCAUGAAAGGAUUCCGGCCUGAAGCUGUACCGGUUUAUGCUGAGCUGGUUAAGGAAUUUGCUGUGUUUGACCGGUGGUUUUCUUCGAUUCCCGGUCCGACUCAACCGAACCGGUUAUUCGUCUAUUCUGCUACCUCGCAUGGUUCUACAAGCCAUGUCAAGAAGCAGCUCGCUCAAGGGUAUCCACAAAAAACAAUAUUCGAUUCCCUCCAUAGCAACGACAUCGACUUUGGAAUAUACUUUCAGAAUAUUCCGACAACAUUAUUCUACCGUAAUCUCCGACAGCUAAAAUACAUUUUCAAAUUGCAUCAAUUCGAUCUGAAAUUCAAGAAAGAUGCAGCAAAUGGAAAGUUACCGAGCUUGACCGUCAUCGAACCGAGGUAUUUCGACCUCAAGGGCUUACCGGCCAACGACGAUCACCCGUCGCACGACGUGGCUAAUGGUCAGAAACUGGUUAAGCAAGUGUACGAGACACUUAGGUCGAGUCCACAGUGGAACGAGACGCUCCUAGUCAUAACCUAUGAUGAGCAUGGUGGGUUUUAUGAUCAUGUCAAGACUCCUUUUGUUGGUAUACCAAACCCGGAUGGGAAUACCGGACCGGCUCCUGGUUUCUUUAAAUUUGACCGGUUAGGUGUUCGGGUUCCUACCAUUAUGGUUUCACCGUGGAUUCAAAAAGGAACCGGACCAACAGAUAGCUCAGAGUAUGAACAUUCAUCAAUACCAGCGACCAUCAAGAAACUCUUCAAUCUCUCUUCAAAUUUCUUAACACAUAGAGAUGCUUGGGCUGCUACUUUCGAAGACGUUGUUUCUCACUUAACCGCUCCUCGAACAGAUUGUCCCAUGACUCUACCUGAAGUUACACCAAUGAGAGCCUCUGAGCCUAAAGAGGACGCAGCACUUUCUGAGUUUCAGAGUGAAGUGGUUCAACUUGCAGCGGUUCUCAACGGCGAUCACUUCCGAAGUAGCUUCCCGGACGAAGUUGGGAAGCAGAUGACUGUGAAACAAGCUCAUGAGUAUGUCAAAGGAGCUACUUCUCGGUUCAUUAGAGCUAGCAAAGAGGCAAUGAAGCUUGGUGCCGAUAAAUCUGCCAUUGUCGAUAUGCGAUCUUCUCUCACUACACGGCCACGCAACCUGUGA